Messenger RNA from Durusdinium trenchii, 1377 nucleotides. Lineage: Eukaryota; Dinophyceae; Suessiales; Symbiodiniaceae. The record is from the annotation of a GenBank genome assembly.
AUGGUAAAUCAGCUGCAGGAUGCUGUGUCCUUCCUUCAACAACGAGUGAUACAGAAUGCUGGGACGGAUGCCAAACUUGGAGAUGUGCAGGGGAUGUUGCGAAAGGUCCUGCACCGCUACAAGAAGCUUUUGGCGAGCAGUGCAGAUACCCAUCUUUCCACCGUGACCUACGAGUCCAAGCUCAGUGAGUUGGAGACCCUCAUGCAGGGUGUGGAAGAAGAGCAGGACGUUUUGAUGUCGCUGCAGGAGCAGCAGCGAAUGGAGUUUGUAGGGGCAGAGGCUCGGGAGAAGGCACUCCAUUUGGAGGCAGCCCAAGAGUAUAGCCAGAGUGUGGCCUUGCGCACCUUGCUAUUUUCAGAAGAGAGCAGCUGUGAGGCUCAGGACCGGCGCGUGCGGCGCCUGGUGGACGAGCUGGGCGAUCGAGAGGUGCAGAUGAGGAACAUGCAAGUGUUGCAGGACGAGCUCCAGAUGUUGAAAGGGAAGUUGCAACUUUCGGAAGGGCAAGCGAGUGGGCACCUGCGUGCGGAGAGUCAGGUACAGACCCUUCAGAGGAAGUGGCUGGACGCACGCUUGCAGUGCCAGGCCUCUGAAGAGGAACAUCUGAAGUGCCGGCAGUUGUUUCAGGAGGAAGAGCACGCUGUUCGGCGCCUGGAGGGUGCAAAGAAGCGGCACAUGGAGUCGGCCGAGGAGGCGCGCGAUGCAUUGGACAAGCUCCAAACCAAGAGUCAAAGGCUAGAACUGCAGGCAACAUCUCAAGCUCGAAGACUCACGCAGGAGGAGCAGACUCUCAGAGGCAUGGAGGAAGCCCUGCAGGAAGCGCAUCAGGAACUGCAUCGAUUCCGCAGCGAGCAGCAAGCGCAGCUGGCAGACACCAUUGGUGCCAAAGUCCGCUUGCAAUGUGCCACUGAGUCCUUUGAGGAGGAGCUCUCCGCACUGCGACAAGCGCAAACGGCCCACGCACACCUCGAAGCCCAGUCGCAAGCGGCACAGGAGUCCGCGGAGCAACGUUUGCAGAGACUCUCGGAGGAGCUGACCCAGGCCGCCCGAGAAGAGAACGCCUUGCUGGAGGAGAGCCGUAUCCAGGAGGAGCGGAUCGCCCGCCUGGAGGAGGCCAAGAACGCCGCGGCCUUGCAACAGGCGGUGGAGUGCGCCUCCCUUUGGACCGAGCAAGAUGGUUGCAGAAGAGCUGAACGGCAAGCUGCUGCUUCAGAGGAACGCGCAAGACAGCUUCAAGUCGAAGUGCAGUAUCUGGAGUGCAAGCAGGAGCGCUCGAGGCAGCUGCAGUUGCAGUUGCAGCAGGUGGAGGCAAAGCAGGAAAUGGUGGAGAAAACAGCAUCAGAGCUCAGGGAUCAGCCCCUUGCCGCAAGCUCCAGGUGA